AUGAGCUUCGAUUUUGGCAGUGCAAAUGGCGGAAAUGAUGCCUUGCUAGACCUCACCUUCGACCAGCACCAUCGGGACCGCACGGCCGCCUACGCUUACACGGCCACCUCGACGUCCCACGCCGCCGCCUCGUCCGCCAUCAUGGCCAACUCAAGAACCUGGCCCAUACCGCUCGGCAUGGCGACCGCGACCACGAGCCCCCAGGCCAGCUCCCCCGUGGACCGCAAGGGGACGUCGCCGCUGUCCAGCUCGUCAAGCCCUCACAGCCAGCACUCGUCGUUGCAUCAUUCGCCCUUUGAGCCGUCGACCAACCCCCUCACCGAUUGGGCUCUCCAGCAACAGCAACAGCAGCACCAACAGCAACAGCAACAACAGCAGCAACAGCAGCAACAGCAGCAGCAGCAGCAACAGCAAUUGCCCGCUGCAGACCUGGCGCAGUUCCUUCACGAGUCGACGUUGAUGAACUUUAACGCCUUCCCGCCCAACUUCCCGCCCAACCCACUCGACUACCUGCCCCCCUCUACGCAGGCCGCGCUUCAGGCUAACCUCUUGGAGUCCACCUUUGGCACCAUGCCCUCGAUGGAGGAGACGGCUCAGGCGAUGCAUUGGGGCAAUGCAGGCAUGGACAAUUGGCAGGAGUUCCAGAACACGCUGCAGAUGGAUGGUCUCCCCCGGCUCGGCAGCGUCGGCAGCAACUCGCCCACCGGGACGUACCUGGAGGUCCUCUCGCUGCCCUCAUCGUCCGGGGAUGGAUGGGCCAUGGUGGACUGGAGUCACCACCACAAUCUCGAUCAGUUCCAACAGGCUCAGAACGCAGCCAUCUUCAACCCGUCCCAAACGCUCCACCUGCGGACCAACUCGGACUCGUCUGACGGCGCCAACUCGCUUGAAUUCGGAAGUUUCGAGGAGAUCCCGCCCUUCCCCUAUUCUCCCUUCUCCCCGGAUUCGGAUGGUUACCAGGACAGCCACAGCCACCGAAACUGCUUUUCCAGUGACGGUCAUAGCCAUUCUCAUGACAACGUCAGCCCAGCUGCUGCCGUCGCCCCCGUGCCUAUCAAGGUUGAGUCCGUCGCCGCCAGCCGCCACAGCCCUGGCAGCGGUGCUGGGUCAACAUCACCGCCGUCGUCCUCUUCGCGGCGGAACUCGGGACCCCGCAAGAGCCCCAUCACCAAGACAACCAAGACCAUUGUGCGCCGCACGUCCAACGGCAAGAAGGAUGGCACUGUGGAGAAGAAGGUUGGCCGGAGAAAAGGACCCCUUCUGCCCGAGCAGCGUAAGCAAGCUAGUGAGAUCAGGAAGUUGAGAGCUUGCCUGCGUUGCAAGUUCCUGAAGAAGACUUGCGACAAGGGUGAGCCUUGCGCCGGUUGCCAGCCGUCCCACGCCCGCCUCUGGCAGGUGCCAUGCACUCGCAUUGAUAUCAAGGACAUUGGCUACUUCAUGAAGGACUGGAAGGCCGACUACGAGAGGCACAUGGACCUUGGCGUCUCCGUGUACAAUGUCAAAGGUUUCUCUCAAAAGGAGAGCCUCAUGUGGAUCACGCACGGCUAUGGGUUUGCCCUGCCCGUCAUGGUCCGCGAGGUGUACGUCGCGGAUGACGGAUGCUUCUCCGUCGAAUGGGUCGAGUCAACCCAACCUGACCAGGACCCCAUCGACUUUGAGACCCGUACCGAGAAGCUUGAUGUCGGAGCCGAGGGCGUUCGCAUCGAUGCUCUUGCCGAGUACCUCGACAAGCACAUCGAUGGGCCGUUUGAGGACUUCAUCGACGACCACUUUGAGGGCACUCCCUUCAUCACGGAGAUCCUCAAGACUGCUCACCGGUUCUACGUCAAGGAGGGUAUGCCUGUGAUCAAGAAGGCGCUCAAGCUCGUGCUGGCGUACAACUUGACCAUGCACAUCACCAUGGUGGAGAACCAGGGGUCCGAGGUCAAUCUCGAUGGCCAGAUUGAUGACGAGGACUCCAAGUUUUACGGCCGCACUGUUGCGCCGGUCAUGAUCAACUUCCAGAUCAAGUGUGCGCUUGCGGACAUGUGGAGAGAGCUGCAAAAGGACAUCCUUGAGGAGCUCUCUUCUCUGUACUCUGGCGUAUACAGCGGCGAGAAGAUGAAGAACUGGCCUACCAUCUUCAUGCUCGCAUCCAUCCUGCUCGCGGUCUGGGAGGAGAUGCAGUUUGACUGCCACUACCGUGUGCCCGACCCGGCGGCGGUGAACAAGUUCUGUAACGACAUGGAGACGACCCCCGUCGGAGUGAUUGUGGGCCUCUUCCAUGCUAUCUCGCAGAAGCUGCCCGCCUUCACCGACUGGGACACCCGCCAGCAUGGGCACCUGUUGCACAACAACACCUCGGUAUGCGAGGCCAUGACUGAGGUUCGACAACAUGUUAUCAAGCAUGAGGCGUACCUGCGAACCCGCAAGGAGAGCAAGUUUGACCGUUACGACUUUGACUCGCUGUCGAACAAGUUCCUGUCCAAGCUGGUCAUCCGCGCCAACUGA
Molecule: messenger RNA, 2490 nt
Organism: Purpureocillium lilacinum
Lineage: Eukaryota; Fungi; Ascomycota; Sordariomycetes; Hypocreales; Ophiocordycipitaceae
Biological process (GO): regulation of DNA-templated transcription
Molecular function (GO): zinc ion binding; DNA-binding transcription factor activity, RNA polymerase II-specific
Source: RefSeq, a predicted model, not a curated record